Messenger RNA from Labrus bergylta (ballan wrasse), 969 nucleotides. Its product is annotated as chymotrypsin-like elastase family member 1. Lineage: Eukaryota; Metazoa; Chordata; Actinopteri; Labriformes; Labridae. The record is from RefSeq and is a predicted model, not a curated record. Gene Ontology annotation, biological process: proteolysis. Gene Ontology annotation, molecular function: serine-type endopeptidase activity.
UCUGAAGGUCUUUCUGUCUCUCAGGGAUAUAAAUAGUUAAAAAAUCCAAUGUGCCAUUGACUCCUAACUGCUCCAAGAUGUUUGGGCUCGUGGCUUUUCUGUCCUGCAUUGGGCUCAUCUGGGCUGAGGCGCCCUUCAACCACAACGUGCACAAUGAGAGGGUCAUCGGAGGCAGCAAUGCCGACCACAACACCUGGAAGUGGCAGAUUUCUCUCCAGUAUGAUUCAUACAAUGACGGUUCUUACUACCACAUGUGCGGAGGCUCUAUCAUCGACGGUUUCCACAUCAUGACAGCAGCUCACUGUAUCCUCAGUACGGAUCCCAGGGGGUACCGUGUGGUCGCUGGCGAGUAUAACCUGUACGAGUACGACGGCAGCGAGCAGUUCAUCAGCGUGGAAAGGAUCCACAUCCAUCCUCAGUGGACCGGAGACCUGGGCAACGGAAACGACAUCGCCAUCAUGAGGCUGGCUGAGCCUGUUUAUGACAACGGCUAUAUUGCAAUCGGCGAGCUCCCGGCCCCGGAACAGAUGCUCCCUCAUGACUUCACUUGUUACAUCACCGGUUGGGGUCUGAUGGACUAUAUGGGGAGCGUCCCUGAAAUCCUGCAGGUGGCGCCCAUCAACGUGGUGGAGCAUUCAGUCUGCUCACAGCAUGAGUGGUGGGGCACCCUCGCUCGGAAGAGCAUGGUGUGUGCCGGAGGGGAUGGAGUCAUUUCAGGGUGCCAGGGCGACUCCGGAGGUCCCCUGAACUGUUAUGACGGAGUCUGGAGGAUCCACGGGGUCGUCAGUUACGGUCCAGCUGGAAUGUGCAACCAAGUGAGGAAGCCCACCGUCUUCACCAGAGUCUCGUUCUUCAGUGACUGGAUCUACUCGGUGAUUGGAUAAAAAACUACAGAUGGAAAAAGGGGAUUUUUCUCACACUGUGGAAUGGAACCAUUGAAAUAAAAUAAAAAACGCAUCUUAUUCAUAA